This is a messenger RNA of Exserohilum turcica Et28A, 3687 nucleotides long. RefSeq lists its product as uncharacterized. The record is from RefSeq and is a predicted model, not a curated record. Bases 1 to 3687 code for a protein of 1228 amino acids. Lineage: Eukaryota; Fungi; Ascomycota; Dothideomycetes; Pleosporales; Pleosporaceae. The transcript has 2 exons.
AUGCUGGCUCGCGCAAACAGCGACGCGGGUGCCCGUCUCCGGCGCUCCAAGUCGGCAUCAACAGUCCACAAACGACCCGUUUCCACCAUCGAGUCGAUCGACUUGGAGGCUGUCAGGCAGCAGGCCGUGGCUGCUGCGACAGCGGCUUUCUCAAGAGCACAGGUUCAAGAUGCGUCGGAUCGUACUGCCAGAUAUAGCUCUGACGUCUCGAGAUCGAAGAGUAAUGCCAGCCGCAAGUCUCUCACAGCCCAGGGCAGUCAUUUUCCGCCACGCGAAGGCAGCUUUCGAGCCAUGCAGCGACCAAAGAUGGAGCAUAGCAAGAGUAGCCAGCGCCUAUCGCAAGCCUCGACCGUCAACAUGGAGCAUAACAAACCGACUAUCGGCGGAUCGCUGUCAGUACAACGCCAGUUAUCAGCACAGCCGUCGGUAACGUUCAACGAGAAUGUCAGGCCUAGCUCCCAGCCCAAGAACCCUCGAUCGAGCGCUGCAUCCUCGGUGACCUCACAACAAAUUAGAAAGGCACGCUCCAUGUACUACGCAAGCAGCAUACAAACCGGGUCACCUAUAGCGAGACCACCGGCAAAGUAUUUGGCCACUCCGUCCUCAGCCAGUACAAGUCCAGUGUCAGAGCCUUCGCCUAUACAUCCACUUCCUCGAUCACUCCGUCCAUCACCGCUGGCUGCUCCGCGUAUACCGGUUACUGUUGCAGCCGGCGUGACACUUGACCAGGCGCGUGACGAUUACCUCCAGGAAUUCCAGCAAAAGUCGGUCAAGCCCAAGCCUUCCAUAUUCCUGGCGCCUUUCAAGAAGAGACAGGAUAAAGGAAAAGAGAAGGCGAGACGGAGUGUCACUGACACACAGGCGUUUCCUGUGUCUGAUGGACAGGGGCCCGACGAUUCGACUACGGAUAUCACUCUCAGCGAAUUCAUGCCGCCACAAGAGCUGAAGGAGAGGCGUUCCUUCUCUGGCUCGUUGAAGAAUAAGAUUAUGAAAGUCUUUCGACGUACAUCCAUCAAACCAACCAAUCUUCCCGUGCAGCAUAUUGCAGCUAGUCGCGACUACUUCAGUACUUCUCACGUCCGUCCACCAAGUGACAAUGAUGCAACAUCUAUACCAUGUCCAGACGAGGCAACGUUACAACGCGUACGUGAACGCACGCCUUCGCAUGAGGGCGUUCAUCCUGCUUGUCUACGUUCGGGAUCUCGAAGUAACAGUGCCGGAAGCGGGCGCAGUGGGCGCAGUCUACACAGUGAAGCCAACGCUCCACACGUGCCAGCAUCUCGUAUGACGAGCUGGGGUACAACCACAACGACUGACACACUGGCUCAACGCGCUAUCAAACGAAUGACGGUCAUACACGAGUCCAAAGAUAGCAUCGGAAGUGAGGCUGAUCAGAUCACCUCAGUGACUGCUACAAGGAGAAAGUCCCUGCCUCUUCCACCACUCUCAUCUUUUCGCGACCCUAUGCCCAUGCAAAGCCUUGAGGAAGAAAACUCAACACCCAUAGACCCCAAAAGAGUCUUUUCUGCCUUGAUGAAAGAGAUUGGUACAACCAGGUCUUCAGAAGAAUCGGCAAGUCCCACGAAACGAACACCCGGCGCGGAAAGCGAUGUGUUCGAGUCUAGGAAAACCAAGCUGCAAUCUCAGACUCGAGACCUGCAUUCUAGUGGCAGCCAUAUUCGUAGUAGCAUCGAGCUUGACUUUCGUCCGCCGUCACGCCGACCUCCAACGGCCCAGAGUGCACAGAGCAAGACUAGCACGAUCAGGUCUCUUGGAAGGGCGAUUCGAUCAACUAUCCGCACUGUAACGCCUGCUGGACAACCCUCGUCGCCCGACCCUGAUAUCAGAAAUUGUGCGCCUGAGCGCGGCCAUAGAAACGACCUUGCACCUCAUUCAAACUCUACGCCAGAGACGGAAGGAAGUGAGGGAGAGCAUGUUGGUAAACGGAAAUAUGUCACUCAGAUAUUCGCACCAUCGGCCUCGCAGAUUGAGAAACGAAUGGAUAAGUCUAGAGACCGGUGGAAGAAUCCUCUCGAGCAGCCUGAGAAUCCUCAGUUUCCACGCGAGACUGACAAGUCUUGUGACGUUACAACAUUGGCUGAAGAGUCUCACGAGAUUCUGGAGGAAAGUGCGGAGAUGGACGGAUCAGGACAGCAUGUUUAUGAUAUCAGUGGCCAGGACUCACGCAAACACGCGAAAUCACCAAACCCUUGUCGCUCACCAGGCUCGAAGGACGUGAUUACACCAAUGUCCCCCAGUAUCUAUUCCAGAAACACAGACGGUAUUAGCAUCGAUCAUAACGAUAGUAUCAUAUCUUUUGAUGGUACUGGCCAGUUUGAACAAGCACACCACGCAGGAUCAGCAGUCAUUCUCACGUCUCAAUCUGUCAGGAGCUACGUUGUGGGAACUCCAUCGCCUCAGCGUGAGGCGCCAGCUCGUACCAGUCGCGACUGGAGGGCUUGGUUGUCGCAUGAGAUCUCUGGCAUGGAGCUGAAUAGUCAAGAGGAUCUCAGCAUAAACGAACAUUUUGCAAAUAUUUCCAGGACAAAACGAUCGGGCUCCGUGCGUACGUCGCAUACUGAACAUGAGGAUACGACGGUGGUUUUGCGAGGUUCUUUGGAUCAAUACGAUGAUGAGGCGUUGGGUCCUAGGACAUCUUACCGAAAUGAGCAUCUGGGUGAGGUGAAGGAUUGUGAGGGCGAUAAUAGGGAGGUGACUGGUAAAUUCCAGGAGCAAGACUCGCACCCCACUGCUUCCAACGCAAAUGAGUCCAAGCGCGAUUCUGGCUCUGGGAUCAAUGUAUGCCCAACGUCGAAAUCACGACCAGCCUCGUUUGCCAGUGGAAAUAGGCGGCUUUCAAUACCCGGAGUUCACGCCUCACAGUCACUUGUAGGCUCCGAGACAUCAAAGCCACCCGCAAUGAAUGAGCGCUUCCCUUUGGCGAACACCGACCAACACCCCAGCAGCAACAGCCUUGUGUCUCUUUAUUCCAAGUCAGUAGCCAACAGCACAUCCUCGCUCCCAUCCCUGAAACCUUCCAAGCCUUCGGUCGGGCGUGCAAACCUCAGCACCGCAGCACCAAACGAGUCCUCACAGCACAUUCCCAGCACCGCAGCACCAAAGCGAAGUGAUGCACAACACCACAGAAAAGAGAACAUCACGCCGCAAUCCCUUCGCAGCACAAAACAAUACUCAACUCCAACACCACACUUCCCAUCGCCCUUAGUUCCCUCUCAGCCGCUGCAACACUGCUCGCCACGCCGCCACUUCGCAAGCUCCUCUCCACAACGCAAAAGUCCCUCCGCCACCACGACUACUACUACUCCGACGAGGUUAACACCAACACGCCCCCGCAUCCGUGCUGUUAUCCGCCCUAAAAGCGCAUUUGAUCUUUGCAAUACAACAACAACGACUACCACUACGGCGGCACUUCAGUACAACAAUCCGGGUAUAAACGCGACCCCAGAAUCACCACUACGCAGACCCAGAUCUUACGCUCGCGAUCCGCAUACACUUCCGCCUCACAACGAGGCUGGUGCCGCGGACACGCUGCAGGGUAGGGCUAGCGUCACGCCUGGCCAUCGGCUGGCAGAUGAGUUUCUACGCGAACGAAAGAGCGGGAUUGGUGCGGAGAAAUUGAGGGGCGGAUUGGUGCUGGUCAGGGAGGAUACGCCUGCGUUUUUGUAA